Brassica napus (rape) is the source of this 1867-nucleotide messenger RNA. Its product is annotated as FHA domain-containing protein FHA2-like. Gene Ontology annotation, biological process: regulation of ribosomal protein gene transcription by RNA polymerase II. Gene Ontology annotation, molecular function: protein binding; sequence-specific DNA binding. NCBI's taxonomy places the organism in Eukaryota, Viridiplantae, Streptophyta, Magnoliopsida, Brassicales, Brassicaceae. Bases 318 to 1250 code for a protein of 310 amino acids. The transcript has 4 exons. The record is from RefSeq and is a predicted model, not a curated record. Gene Ontology annotation, cellular component: nucleus.
UCACAACUUUUUUUUGUUCAAAAACAAAAUUUACAACAUAAAUUUGCAAAAUAUUUUUUUUUCUAUCCAAAUACUUAAUAACUUGAACUUAACGGGGCCAUAAGGCCCAUAACAAUGUCUCGCAAAGCCUUUUUACUGAGGGCCUCGCUUAACCACAAGGGUGUAAUAGUCAUUUCACCUAAAGAAGCUUUCAUCCUAACCCCGACACUGGAUAAGCUAAACCAAUUAUCCAAACAGAUCAUUUCCAGUUCCAGAAACUACCACGAUUCGCAAACCCUAAUUCAAAUCAAAUUCACCGGAGACUUUUCACACGCGCCAUGGCUUCCGCCGUAGGAGGAGGCAGCGACGUAGAGGUCGGAUUCGCGAAGCUCCAAGGCGAGGAUUUCGAGUACUACAUGCAGUCAUACUCCAUCAUGCUCGGCCGCAACUCCAAGAAAUCCACCGUCGACGUCGACCUCUCCUCCCUCGGCGGCGGGAUGAACAUCUCCCGCAACCACGCGCGGAUCUUCUACGACUUCACGCGGCGCCGAUUCUCCCUCGAGGUCCUGGGGAAGAACGGCUGCUUCGUCGAAGGCGUCCUGCACCUCCCCGGGAACCCGAACGUGAAGCUAGACUCGCAGGAUCUGUUGCAGAUUGGGGAUAAGGAGUUUUACUUUUUGCUUCCGGUUCGGAGUAUCCUGGGCGGGCCGGUGGGGCCCAGGCAUCAUGUCUCUGGAGGAGGAGUGGUUCCGUACCAGAGUUAUCAUUCGGGUGGGGGCUCUAAGAAGAGUGGGAGGAGUAGAGAGUUUUAUGAUGAUGAUGAUGAAGACGAGGAGGAGGAGGAUGAGGAGGUUGUUAGGGGGAGUGGGAAGAAGAUGAGGAGAGAUGAAUAUGCUUCCACUGAGAAGAAGAGAGAGGGGAGAGGGAAGAUAGAUCGUGAAGCUGAUGAUCAGCAAGUUUUGCAGCUGGAGGAGAAGGAUGUUGUGUCAUCUGUUGCAACUGUGCUUUCUGAUUUGUGUGGUCCUGGAGAUUGGAUGCCUAUGGAGAAACUUCACUCGGUGAUAUUAAAGAAGUAUGGAAACAUAUGGCAUCACAGUCGAGUAAGAAGGUACUUGGCGCAAGAAGACUGGGCAAUCCCUGAAGCAAAUGGUAAACCAUGGUACGGUUUGCUGAUGCUGCUGAGGAAAUACCCGGAGCAUUUCGUAAUCAACACUAGAUCCAAAGGAAGAGUUACGCUAGAAUUUGUAUCCCUCGUUUCCCUACUCUCAUGAAAAACUGUAAUCACCAACAUGAAUGAUUGUACUUGUUCUACUAGUGGUGGAUUAUCGUUAUAAUAUCUUUUGAUUGUCUCCCACGAACUGAGUGUAUACACGGGGCUGCUUAAGCUUUUCUAUCUUAUCUUGACAUUGAAGUUAAAAUGCCCUUAGAAUUUUUCUCAUCAUCUUUGACAAAGGCCAAAAGUAAUUCGGGCAUAUCAGAAAAAGAACGACGUUUAAAAUGGAAAUAAGUUUAUGGGCCGGACAAGGCCCAUAGAUAGUGGCCCAAACUGGUUCAAGAAGAUGGUCAAGAGCCGACAAUAUAAAAUGGUUGAACGUGGGGCAUCUUUAGGGUUACCGUCAUUUCAUUUUGCAGCCAGCUGAGUUAGAAGUUACCAGAGAUUUGAUCGAAAAGAUGAUUUACGAUGUCAACUCCGUUCUCUUCAAAUCCUUCCUGAGCUCGAAGUUCUCUACCGACAAAAGGAGAGGCGAGGACAAGCCAAGAGAUCAGAAGCCCAAAGCCAGCGACAACAAACCUGUGAUGAAUGAAUAAGACUUAUCCUUUGUUUUGUAACGUUUCUAUGUUCUGAAAACAUUUUCAGUUUCAAUGGUUCAUCUUUAAUUAUUUAGCU